CACGUGUAUAUCGUCAAUCGUCUUGUAUGACUACAUAGAUACCGGAAGUUGCUAAAUGUUAGCAAUAAAACAGGAUUGUAACUUAUUUCAAAGUAAAUAGCAAAUUCGCCGGGAAUAUAGAGAUUUUAUUUUGCCGAGCAGUAGUGUGUGUAACAUACACGGAUGAUGUGAUGACUGACAGUCCUGAUAAUGCAGUACUUAUAGAUAUGAAGCUGGGAAUAUAAUUAUGGCAAUUUAGUGUCAUUAGACCACCUAAAUGCAUGUUUUGGGGGAAAUGGGUAGAAACCAGUGCAAACCCACAUGGAAACAGGAAGAGCAUGUGAAACUGCACACGGUAAAAAGAGCACAGAAACACAGCUCAGGCCUGAAUGUGCAGGGACAAGAUGGAGGUUCCCUCGUAUCACUCCAAGCUGUUAUGUGAGCUGAAUGAACAGCGUAAGAGGGAUUUCUUCUGUGACUGCAGCGUCAUCGUGGAGGGCCGUGUGUUCAAGGCGCACAGAAACAUCCUGUUUGCCAGCAGCGGAUAUUUCCGGGCUCUGCUUGUGCAUUAUUUGCAGGAUAGCAGCCACAGGCACAGCACAGCUUCUCUGGACAUUGUCACAGCAGAUGCCUUUUCACUUAUACUGGAGUUUCUGUACUCUGGUCGUCUCGACCUGCGCACUGACAAUGUGAUUGAGAUCAUGUCCGCUGCCAGCUACCUGCAGAUGACUGAUGUGGUGAACUUUUGCAAAGGCUACAUCAAAUCAUCAUUGGAGAUCUGUAACAGAGAGAAGGAGAAGCAGAAAGAAAUGGGCAGAGAGAGAGAAGGACCUGCUGAUAGCGGGACGCCUGCAUCAGUCUCAAGUGUUCCUGCAGCGUCCACUUCUCAAGCAGAUAGAGGAACCCCACAGAGUAUGGAGAUGCCCACGUCUGUUGAGGCGUCCUCCGAUAUUCCCUCCACACCAGCUGCUACCAGCAGCAAAGACUCAGAGAGCGAGAGCUCACAGGGAGGCUUCUCAAGCCAGCCAGCCACCAAUGGUGCUGUUAAGAGCAACCCAGCGCAAGACGUAAUCAACCCAUCAUCUUCAGGGAUGCUUAUCGUGCCAGUGCACACCAAGAUUAAAUUUGACCCUGAUGAAGAAGGUGAGUGUUCACUUGAAGCCAAGGACAUGGACCUGUACGAAAACCCGAACAACAGUGAAGACAGAACUCUCAGCUCAAGUCCUGCAACAAGCAGCGAGCCAACAUCACUGCCUCCGUACCCCAAUUAUCAGAUGAAGCAGUAUGUAGAUGUGCUGCUACGUGGAGGAACCAGCUCUCAUCGUGAAGAGCUAGUUUCUCACUUUGGCCACGGUAUGGGAAGCAGUAAUAUGAUGGGUAGAGUUGAUGAAGGACUAGGUCAUGGAGGAUCCUGCAGUAUGGAGAUCCAAAAUGACUGGUAUGUGGAGGAUGCAGUUAAAUUCCAAGGGCUUAAUCAUAAAAUGACAGUUUUCUACUCAGGGAGGCUGCAUAAGUGUCCGUUCUGCCCGUAUACAACCAAACAGAAGGGUAUUCUGAAGAGGCACAUCCGCUGUCACACGGGGGAGAGGCCGUACCCGUGUGAGAUCUGCGGAAAGCGUUUCACUCGACAGGAGCAUCUGCGCACACACGCUGUUACUGUCCAUCGUGCGACCUGGCCCAUCGUGUGUAAGGGCUGCCGGCGUGUCUUCUCUGGGGCCGUAUCUCAGGGUCUGAAGCGCUUCGGCCUUUGUGAUAAUUGUACUUGCGUCACUACAACUAACGAGGACUCUCCUUCCAUGAACCUGAGCAGUCAGUCUGUGGGUGGGGAACAGGCCACGACAGACUCUGAUUGGCCCAUCUUCAUGGUGGAUGGGGAUGAGGAGCCCAGUGCAGGCGCUGGGGAAGUAGAUGAUAAGAAGGACCUUCAUAGGCAGCUUGCAGAGGGAGGAAGUCUCCUGUAGACUUUGAAAAACAUACUGAGGUUUCUGAUGGCUUCUUCUUUCAUUCACUAUACUAAAGGUUUAGUAAACAGACCAAGAGGUCAAGUCUUGGCAAGACGGACGUUACAGAGAACCUGCUGGUACACACUACAGCAGUAAGCGUAUCAACAGAUCCUGAUUUUCAUUGUUCUGGGGAAACAUCUUGUUUGGCCUAAUGCCAAUUAGUGAGACUACUUAAAGUUAGAACUGAUCUGUAAUCAUGUUUACGGGUAUGCAGUCUUUAAGAACCAAACUUCCACACCUUGUCUGGAAUCGAUUAUAAAUGGUUAAUACGAUUUAGUAAUUAUCAAAUGACAACUUUGGUACAUCAGUAAGUAUAUGAAUUUUGAUAAUGCCAUUAACAUGGACAUCUUAAAUCUGCACAUAUUUAGAGAUUGUCUAGAGUGAUCAUACAUAUGUACGCCCAAUCCUAAGAGAAUCUUAAUUACUAUAACACUAGACAAGUUCUAUGGAUAUUUCUACCUAUAUGUAGGUUUCUGAGACUGAAAUUCUGACUAGCUGGAGAGAUACAGCAUCAUAAAUUUCAUUAUAACAAAAAGCAUUUCAUAAAAAUUGUGUUUGGGCCCCAGGGGUCCUUAAAGCAUAGCUAGGAGGUCAACAACUUUUGUUUUAUUUUAUUACACCUCACCAUGGUCAAAGUUAUCGAGCCUAUAAAUAAUGCUGAAUGGAAUCUAAUGAUAAUUGUGAUAAAAAAUAUUCUAUUGGUGGACAUAAAAACAUCUUUAAAUAGUGUAAAUCAUUACUGUACACAUUAAAACAAUGUGGCAAGUCAUUCAUUCAUCAUUCAUUCAUUAAUAUUGAUAAAAUCUAUCUGUGCUGAGGUGAUUAUUAUUAUUUUUUAAGACCGGUAUCCUUGACUAUAAAAUGUUUUUUGUGAACAAAACAUUUCUCUUUGAAAACGGAAAUGUGAGAUUAUUAAAUUUGGCUAAAUCAUCAGGCAAGUGUUCAAUAUUUUUCUCAUUUAAAUUGUUUAUCUUGCUUAUGGGGUUUAAAGAAUCAUGAAAAAAUGCUCAAUUUAUAAAUCACAAUUGUUUAUCAUAAUUAUUUAGAUAAUUUAAGUAGAAAAUUUUGCACUUUAUCAGUUAAACAGAAAACUGUCUUUAUCCAUAUUGCUUUAAAUAUUUCUUUUAAUUGUAUACAUCUUUUAAUCAACAUAAAACAUAAUCCUGGUAAUAUUAAUAUAACUUUGUUUUUUGUUUUUUUAAAGUACUAUUAAACUGAAAGAAAUUUAACAAGGUACCAGAGUUUGUAAUCAUGGCUGUCUCAGAUCUGCCCUGCUUUUGUCUAGUGCUCUUUAGAUUUGUGCGUGAAUGAAAUCGCUGCGUUUGAAACGAGGCUUGCAAAAUCUGUCUGAACGGGUUGUGGCUGACCGUUAAAUCACACACCACACUCAGUCUUUAGUCUAAUGACUUGUACAGCCCUAUUCUGCUGGAUGUUUCUACAGUGCAAAUUGUGAUGAGUGUUUCAGUCAUUAAGAGUUUUGUGCAGCAUUUACAGCAGCCUUCAAUGACAUUUGGGACCAGAACUGUUACUGCGUCAAUCAUAAAACCCACAAGUCUCACUGAAAGGAGAACUGUUAUUUAUGGGUCAAUGUUAAAGCAGGGAAGCAACGUAUGACCAAAGUGCAAAUGUUUUCUCACUUUUAAUUUUUAUUUAUGUUUGUAUGUAACUUUUGCUCACCUGUGAACACAAAAGGUUGCAGCUUUAUAUUAAAUAAAAUGCAAUGAAAAUAAAUGCUGUAUUACUGUAAUACUGAUCUUCAGUGUAUUCACAUGAAUUCAUUGUACUCUGUUCAGUUCAGGAUCAGAUCCUUUCAGUACAAUCUUUGUCAAUAUAUUUGUAUUUUUAUGUAUGUAUUUAAAUUAAUACAUGAAAUAUGUAAAUAUGGACGUCUAACGCUGUGUAAGACUAAAACUCCUAACUCAGGACUUCCUUUUUCUGUGUAGGAAAAUCCAGACAGAAAAUGUCCCUUAACUCUGACUUCCUAAAAUGUCAGGCAGGUUUCCAGAACCUCAAAUUCAGCAUGUGAUGUCAACAUUUGUGCUUAUAUCAGCAGUAAACACUACUUAUUUAUGGUGUAUACACUAUUAUUCUUUUUAUUUAUUUAUUUGUUUAUUUUUUAGAUCAAUCACCAUACAGACAUUUACAUGUCAAACCUAGAACAUUGACUACAGUCUGUUGUUCUGAGUAGGUAAAUAUACCUCACUGUUUACACUUAGCUGGAAAUAUUGUUGCUAACAAAAGAUCCAUUUCAUCAACCUUUCUGUACAUUCAUUGUGCAUUGUUUCUUCAUUUUGUUGGUCGAACACACGAAGAUGUAAAAUGCUGUGAUUCUGCGUCACAAGUUCCCACUUCUGAAUGUAGUCGAGUGCAGAAUAAAGCAACGUUUUAAUGUUA
Tachysurus fulvidraco (yellow catfish) is the source of this 4376-nucleotide messenger RNA. RefSeq names its product zinc finger and BTB domain containing 8B (gene zbtb8b). Gene Ontology annotation, biological process: regulation of transcription by RNA polymerase II. Bases 369 to 1940 code for a protein of 523 amino acids. Lineage: Eukaryota; Metazoa; Chordata; Actinopteri; Siluriformes; Bagridae. The transcript has 6 exons. Gene Ontology annotation, molecular function: protein binding; DNA-binding transcription factor activity, RNA polymerase II-specific; RNA polymerase II cis-regulatory region sequence-specific DNA binding. The record is from RefSeq and is a predicted model, not a curated record.